This is a messenger RNA of Esox lucius (northern pike), 5105 nucleotides long. Its product is annotated as anoctamin-1. Gene Ontology annotation, cellular component: plasma membrane. The transcript is spliced from 28 exons. Gene Ontology annotation, biological process: chloride transmembrane transport. The record is from RefSeq and is a predicted model, not a curated record. NCBI's taxonomy places the organism in Eukaryota, Metazoa, Chordata, Actinopteri, Esociformes, Esocidae. Gene Ontology annotation, molecular function: chloride channel activity; protein dimerization activity. The coding region runs from base 76 to 3930 and encodes 1284 amino acids.
CGUUAAGCCACCUGACGGGAGCGAGCGGAUUGUCAUCCAUCUCAUCUCAUCUCGGGCUCCGCUCUCUGCGUCACCAUGGCGAUGAACAGGUCCCCCUCGCGCUCUGAUGCUUGGAAUGGGAUGGAACGUAUGCGUAUGACCACGGCGAUGGGUGAGUCAUCAUCCAUCCACUCUGAGAAGCUCCUUUCAUUGGCUCGUUCACUCUCUGAGCUGGGAUUGGAUAAUGGAACCCCCCCAGUCAGCUCAAAACAACCUGCUGUGGAGCCCUCAAUAGAGCUGGGGAAAGGGGCAUUCUUUGCAGACGGCCAAAGGAAAGUGGACUAUAUACUGUGCUAUCACUACAAGAAAAGGAGGAGCUCCCAGCAACGCCUUUCCUGUACGUCUGUAGCCUCCAAUGGGAGCAUUCCGGUGAACAAUGUGCUGCGGCGGGACACACAGCCUGAGCUGGAGACAGGGAUCCCGGAGGGGGAGGAGUCUCGUCUGAGUGAGGAAGAAAAAGCUGUGAUGAGGGAGGAGUUUGAGUUUGGGCUGAUGGAGCAAGGCCUGCAGCUGGAGCGAGACAAGGAGUCUAAAUCUCAGGGUAUAGGAUUUAUCAGGCUGCAUGUUCCCUGGACGACAUUGAGCAGAGAGGCAGAACUUCAGAAGAUCAAAGUGCCCAUCAAAAAGAGUUAUGAGUUACGACAGCCUCAGGGCAUCAUGGGUAAAGUAGCGUCGUUGUACCAAACUCUGAUCAAACCACUGCGGCCGGAUGUCCCAGAAACACUCAACACGCAAUCACACCAGAACCGAACAAAGACGCUCUCAUAUCCCUUCUCCAGAGACAAGCUACACCUUUUUGAAAUCAAGUCUCAGGACACACUGUUUGACUACUCCGUACGCAGCCGAAUAGUGAAAGAGAUAUUGAUGCGGACCGCCUGUACACAGACUUGCCAAGCCACUGGUAUCUCAUCUUUAUUAUCUACUGGCGUCUAUAACUCUGCUUUCCCUUUGCAUGAUGGUUCGUUCACCAGGAAAGGAGGGCGAGGUCAGAGGAACGACAGACAACUCCUAUAUGAGGAGUGGGCCAAUUAUGGAGUCAUGUUUAAAUACCAGCCAUUAGACCUAAUAAGGAAAUAUUUUGGGGAGGCAAUCGGUCUGUACUUUGCCUGGAUGGGAGUGUAUACCCGUAUGCUGGUCCCUCCAUCUGUACUUGGGCUGGCUGUGUUCAUCUACGGGAUCCUCACUGUUGACACCAAUGUGCCCAGCCAGGAGACAUGUAAUGACAGUCUUAACUUCACCAUGUGCCCACUGUGUGAUGCUGUCUGUGACUACUGGAAGCUGAGUUCUGUGUGUUCGUUAACUCGAGCAUCCUACCUGUUUGACAAUGGAGCAACUACACUUUUUGCGAUCUUCAUGUCUCUCUGGGCUGCUUUUUUUCUGGAGCACUGGAAGAGGAGACAGAUGUGUCUGAAACACGCCUGGGAUCUGAUCAGCUUAGAAGACGAGGAGGAUCGAGUGCAGGACAUUCCCAGGCCAGAGUAUGAUGCAAUCCUUCAGGAGAAGAGAAGCAGUAAGAAGAGAGGAGAAAAAAGGAAGACUGAGCUCGAUGGAGUGGGUGAUGGAGUGGGUGAUGGAGUGGGUGAUGGUGAAGGCGAGGAAGGGGAGAAGGACACAAUGCUUUCAGAGAGGGAACCCGAUUCAUUGACAUUGGAGGAUCAGUUGCCAGGAUACAUGAUCAAUGUCUCUGUUGUUCUAAUGAUGAUGGGGGUGACAUUCUCUGCAGUGUUUGGUGUGAUCCUCUAUCGUAUCACCAUGUUGUCGAUCUGGUCCAUGGACCCAGAUCCCAAGGCCAAGUCAUCAGUAAGGAUGACUGUAACAACCACAGCCAUCAUCAUCAACCUGCUGGUUGUACUGAUACUGGACGAGAUCUACGGAGCCAUCGCUGUCUGGCUCACUGAACUGGAAAUUCCUAAAACAGAGGUGGAGUUUGAAGAGCGUCUGAUUCUGAAGUCAUUUCUAUUGAAAUCCAUGAACACCUUUGCUCCUGUGUUCUAUGUGGCCUUUUUCAAGGGCAGGUUUGCUGGGCCUCCAGGGGACUAUGUGUACUUGUUUGGACACUUCCGCAUGGAGGAGUGUGCUCCUCCAGGAUGUCUGAUAGAGUUGUGUAUCCAGCUCAGUAUGAUCAUGCUGGGAAAACAACUCAUCCAGAACAACGUGUUUGAGAUUGUUAUACCUAAGCUGAAGAAAAUGUACAGAGCAUACAAAGAGCAGGAUAAAGGAAAAGAGGACGAUGAAGAUGAGGCAGAGACAAAGAGGCCUAAGCAACAGUGGCAAAAAGACUUCUCCCUGGAUCCUUUUGAGGGGCUGAGUCCAGAAUACAUGGAGAUGAUAAUCCAGUAUGGGUUUGUCACCAUUUUCGUGGCGUCGUUCCCUCUGGCUCCUCUCUUCGCUCUGCUCAAUAAUGUUAUUGAGAUCCGCCUUGAUGCCGCAAAGUUCACCACAGAGAUCCGCCGCCCAGAUGCAAUGCGUCGUAAAGACAUAGGAAUUUGGUUCAACCUUCUGAGUGGAAUUAGCAAGUUCUCGGUCAUAACAAAUGCAUUCGUCAUCUCAUUCACGUCUGACUUCAUCCCUCGGACGCUGUACCAGUACAUGUACAGUCCCACAGGCAGCAUGGAGGGGUUUACAGAACACUCCCUCUCCUACUUUAAUGUGUCCAACUUCCAGCCAGGCUCCUCCCCCUCUCCUACUCUAUUCACAGAAGUCAAAAUUUGCAGGUAUAAAGACUACAGGGACCCACCAUGGAGCAUUCAGCCCUACUCCUUCUCUAAGGAGUACUGGUCUGUCAUGGCAGCCCGACUGGCCUUUGUCAUCUUUUUCCAGAACCUGGCGAUGUUCCUGAGCAUGCUAGUGGCUUGGUUGAUCCCUGACAUUCCCCGUUCCCUAAGAGAACAGAUCAGGAAGGAGAACAUGUUGCUGAUGGAGUUCCUUCUUCAGGAUGAACAAGAGGCCCUAAGCUCCAAACCUCCUAAUCACUCCCCCAUACGACAACAUACACACUUACAACACUCACACAUAGACAUGGUGGUGGAGGGGUCAGAGGGAGAGGAGGGGGAAAGAUCAAGACAUUCCCUGGACAACCCAGUUACCACUCACCCAGAAGGGCAAGAAAACAAAAGGGGAGGAGAAAAUGGAGCAAUGGGAAAGAGAGAAGUAGAAGAACCUGAAGGACCAGGGGAAGGAGGAAAAAUAUUUGAUGAAUUACAUGAGGCACACCAGGAGGACAUCACUGUUCUGGACUCUGUAAUGGACCAGCUGUAUCUGUCAGAGCCACAUCCAUCCCAGAGCCAGACCCUAUCUGAAGUGGAGCUACCUGUAUCUGAAGCAAUCCCCCAGGAGCAGCAUCAAACCACUGCCCCAGCCAGGGUCAUGGAUAAUCCCCAGAGCCCCUUGGCCAUAACCUCCCCAGCAGCAGCAAGUAAGGUGUUCUCUGGAGGCUCUCCUCUCAGAGAUCCGGCAUCAUCCAGGAACCAGGGCCGCUGCUCCACCCUGCCUUACCAUAAGAGAGUUUCAGAGCCUGGGCAUAGCCGACCACGACCAAGCCACUCAACCAGCCUCAACAAGUUUCACUUGCUGGCAUCAAACAUCCCUCUAGUCCCUCUUCCCCCCUUGGCUCAUUUACCCUGCCCUACUACUACUUCUCCCGAGCCCCUGUCCCCCCCUUCCAAAUCCCUGACACCCCAUCCCAUGCUGCUGUCCCCCAGUGAACUGUUCAUGUUUAAGGAGCCAGGAAGUUCCAAGGGUAAGGGGCGCUGCUCCACUCUGCCUGCCCACCAGCGAACCUCCAAUGCUGGGGAGAGCUCCCUUAAACCCAGCCACUCCUCCAGCUUCACCCGGCAUGAUGAUCGCAACCCACCAUCCCCCAGUGAACUAAAACGAGACUCAAAGGUGUAAGGAGAGGGGACUAUUCAAGAGGGACAACUGAGUCUUAUCAUCAGUGUGCCUGGAGUCCCCUCCUUUGCCCCAACCUUGUCUGUCGCCCUCAUUCCAGGAACAUUCUGGAUGUAGUCCUCCUUAAACACAUCAGAUAAUGUCUCCAGUCUGAUUUCCUGGGUCUAAUAAUGUUCAAAAGAUUUUUACUCUGCUACUGAGGAAGAACCUCUUCCGGCUACACUGUACUGUUACUGACAGACCAAACCAGAACCAAUCAGACAAAACUGGACACGACCAAACAAGACCACAUCAGACACAUCAAUUCUGUAUUCUACUGUCCACAGUGCUAUAACCACUUUGGAAAUUCCUGGCAUGCACUUUGAACAUAAUUCUUUUUUUUUUCAUUAAGAAAAAACAAACAAAAAAUAUUUUAAUAUAACAGUAUUUGCAUUAACAGUGUUUAUUGUCAGAGUAAAUUCCAACAGAUUUUCUUGGGUAGCUUACUUAGGGUGAUGCAAAAGCCAUGCAAAUGACCAAGUAAUGACAGAAAACCCUGUAGCUUGCAACCUACUGGAGGUCACGUUAAGUCACACUGUGUAUCUGUUCAAUAUUAGUAACACGGUAUUCAGCAUAACCUAUGAAAGUUUUGCCUACUCCCUGCAAGUCCCAUACUGUUUUUGGUUGAUAUCAUCAAAGGAAUUCAAACCACGGGCCAUUUUGUGCCUACGGUGAUGGUUUUAGGUUCGGGGUUAGACGUCUAAGACACUGUGUUGAAGGUACACCAGCUAACCUACAUGGGUUUGAAUCUGGUCCACUGCUCUUUCAGCAACUCCUACAUUUUCUGUUUUUAGCUAUUGUGGAUAGUUACACAAGAUUGUAUAAAGCAAGCAAAUAAACACAAAGAAAACCAUUAAAGGCAUCAUGCAGACAAUAAUGUAUCUAAGAAUGGCAAUGUAAUUAUACAAUCAAACCCAAGAAUGUGAUCUAUUUGGACAAUAUAUGUAUGACAAAUAACUAAGGGCUGUAUUUAGAAACAGUGAUACAGAGGGCUUUAAUACAGAGUCCUUCCUGUUUCAGGGACAUUUUACAAACCAUGCAGUUAUUCACUCACCUAAAGGAUUAUUAGGAACACCAUACUAAUACUGUGUUUGACCCCCUUUCGCCUUCAGAACUGCCUUAAUUCUACGUGGCAUUGA